AUGGAGAAGUUGAAUAUUGCAAGUUUAUGCCGAUUUUCGAGAUGCUCAAAAGCUUGCUGGGAAGAAGCAACAAGUUCAAAGAACUAUUAUUUGCGAGUUCGAGUUAUGGAAAAUAAGAAGAAUUUCUUGAUUUCAAUCUCCACUGAAUAUCCAUACAAAUGGACUUAUGAAUUGGAUUUUGUUGCUGAAACUCCGACUACAACAAAUGUCACAUACAAAAGACAGUGAGUUUAUUAUCGAUAAUCUCAUCUGUACCACGCGCUCCACCGAAAUAAACACGCAACGCAGACCGCGCCGCGCCACAACAAACAAAAAAGGGAGGGAAUUUGAAUCGUUCAUUUUUCAACCUGCUGAAAACUAGGAUAAAGCUGUUGAAAAAUGAACGAUUCAAAUUCCCUCCUUUUUUGUGUGUGUUGUGGCGCGGCGCGGUCUGCGUUGCGUGUUUAUUUCGGUGGAGAUUUUCGGAUGAGAUUUUCGAUAAUACACAAAACUUGUUGGAAAUACUUGUUUUUAUUCCAGAAAUUCGCCGAUGCCACUUUGGAAAAAGACUGAGAAUGGAAAACUUGUCGAUGUUGUUAUGAAUUACUUCAAAAGUUAUCUUCAAAGAUAUCACAAUACUUUGAAAGGAAUUUCAAUGUUAUUUGAUGUAGGAAAUUAUUCCGGAAUUUCUAGCCCAAAAUCUCACAUUUCAGAAAACUACGACCAAGUCAAAGUUCGUGAAAAACAUCAAGAUUCGAAAUAUGCCAAGUUUGGAGAAUUAGGAAGUCGGAAGUUGUGCGAACACACAAGCAGAUCUUUUAGAAGUUGGAUUUGUUGAUAUGGAUCAAUUGAAAACAAUUACCGGAAAUUUGAAUCUGCCAGCAACGAAAAUCAAACUCGAACACUUGAUGCAAUUUUAAGCGAGAGAAAUUCGAGUCUAUUACACUGGAUUGUCGCCAAAACCAUUGGCACAAUUUAUUGAUGCAUGGGCCGAGGGAAAAGUUCAUGAGAAUUUCAACAAAUUGCAGUAUAUUUGCGAACAACAUUUCCGAGGAACAAAUUCUGGUGUUUCAAUGUUCACUGGUCUUCACGCACAAAAUCAUUUUGGUCGACCAGAUUUCAAAUCAAUUUUCCGAUGGAUUGCAAAUCGACACGAAGAUCAAGAAGAGAUCGGAGUUUUCAGUUGUGGUCCAAAUCAACUUAAUGAAAAAAUAUCUGAAGGUUGUUCAGAAGCAAAUCGAAAUCGUGAAGGUCCCUCAUUUUCACAUCGUUUUGAAACUUUUUAAUUUUUGCAUUACCCUCGAUGUUUUUCUUCGUGCCAGCUUUAUAUUUUUAUUGUUUCAUCCAAAUGUGAUUUAUAUUAUUCUAUUUCUAUACAUUUUUAUGGGUAUUCUCUUUUUUUCUGAAAAAUAAAGCAUUUUUUAUUUUAUAGUACACUGUUAAUUAAAUUGAGUUUGAGUUGAUUUGGUGUUGUCAAGGAGACCAAAAAAUAUAACAACUAGUUUUUUCGAGUAUUAUUUUAUUCCAUUUUAUGCUAUUUUUCGGCAAGGCGGCACUUAAUGAUCACAGUUAUUUUAUCAAAUUCAGACGCAACUAAUUUAGAUCUUGUUAUUUCUGAAAAUGCAGUCAAUCUACAGUAUGAUAUGUUAUGCGAAUUUGAUCAUUUACGAUCAAAAUUCGAUGAAUAUGAAGUUGGAAAAGUUCGAAAACUUGGAUUAAAUUUACAAAAUCGACAGAAUAUAAUUAAACUUCUAGAUGGUGAUGAAAUGGUGAGUGAAAUCGAAUAUUUUAUGACAAAAUCAUAUUCCCACACUUAA
Messenger RNA from Caenorhabditis angaria, 1796 nucleotides. The record is from the annotation of a GenBank genome assembly. NCBI's taxonomy places the organism in Eukaryota, Metazoa, Nematoda, Chromadorea, Rhabditida, Rhabditidae.